AGUUUAAUUGUGUUCAUUCAAGCUUCAUCAUGGAUAUUAAAAUUGGAAUUUUAGUUUUGAGUUUAGUCGGUUCAACUUUUGCAAAUUUAGAAUCAAAAGUUAUCAAUGGAACAAAUGCAGACAUUUCUGAAUUUGGAUUUUUAGCUUCUUUAAGACGGAAUGGCGGUCAUUCAUGUGGUUCGACAAUUCUCAAUGAAUGGUGGAUACUGACCGCUGCACAUUGUGUAACUGCGCCCGCUGAGAACUAUACAGUUCAAUUUGCUAACACUAUGAUAAGCAGUGGUGGGUCAAAUGUCAUUCAAGUUGAAACGAAAAUUCCGCAUGAGGGUUACAAUUCAUCUAAUACAUGGAUCAAUGACAUAGCGUUAUUAAAAUUAAAGGAACCACUUAAAAAUCCAUUGAGCAAUGGAUAUGUUAAAUUGCCAGUUAGUGGAUCUUACUUUACUACCGGGACACCUGCAGUCCUUGCAGGAUGGGGCACUAAUGUUACUGGUGGACCUACAUUGCCUUUCUUGCAAAAAGCGGAUCUCCAAGUGUUUUCUGCUUUUGAUUGUAAUCAGUUGCAUCCAAGCACAGUUCAUUACACGAACAUUUGUGGUGGUAUACCAGAAGGCUGGAGAGGACAAUGUUCAGGAGAUUCUGGUGGACCACUAUUAGUUGAUGGUGUUCAAGUUGGGAUUGUUUCCUGGUCACGAAGACCUUGCACUGCUCCACCGUAUCCCGGAGUGUAUACUGGUGUUUCGCAUUAUAUUAAAUGGAUUGAGGAAAAUACUGGCAUAAACUUUCGCUUAGGAUUUUUCCUAAAAGCUGAAAUUUUUAGUUUAAUCGUUUCAGCUUUUGCAAAUUUAGAACCAAAAGUUAUUAAUGGAACAAAUGCGGACAUUUCUGAAUUUGGAUUUGUAGCUUCUUUAAGAAGGAAUGGGGAGCAUGCAUGUGGUUCGACAAUUCUCAAUGAAUGGUGGAUACUGACCGCUGCACAUUGCGUAAUUGCGCCCGUUGAGAACUAUACAGUUCAAUUUGCUAACACUAUGAUAAGCAGUGAUGGGUCAAAUGUCAUUCAAGUUGAAUCGAAAAUAAUUCACGAGGCUUAUAACUUAACUAACCAAUUGAUCAAUGACAUAGCGGUAUUAAAAUUAAAGGAACCACUAAUAAAUCCGCUAAGCAAUGGAUAUGUUAAAUUGCCAGUUCGUGGAUCAUAUUUUACGACCGGGACGCCCGCAGUUCUUGCAGGAUGGGGCACUAAUGUUACUGGUGGACCUCCAAUGACUUUUUUGCAAAAGGCGAAUCUACAAGUGUUUUCUGCUUUUGAUUGUAAUCAGUUGCAUACAGACCCAGUUCGCUACACGAACAUUUGUGGUGGUAUACCAGAAGGUUGGAGAGGACAAUGUUCGGGAGAUUCUGGUGGACCACUAUUAGUUGAUGGUGUUCAAGUUGGGAUUGUUUCCUGGUCACGAAGACCUUGCACUGUUCCACCGUAUCCCGGAGUCUUUACUAGUGUUUCGUAUUAUAUUAAAUGGAUUGAGGAAAAUACUGGCAUAAACUUUCGCUUAGGACUUUUCCUAAAAGCUGAAAGUUCACUUUAG
Messenger RNA from Clunio marinus, 1583 nucleotides. Lineage: Eukaryota; Metazoa; Arthropoda; Insecta; Diptera; Chironomidae. The record is from the annotation of a GenBank genome assembly.